AUGUCAUUUAAAAAGUACGAAUACGUCGCACCGGUACCACCAACGGGUCUUAUCGGCUGCAAUAACUAUACUCUUAGCUUCACAGAACGUAAGUUCGUGAAUAUAGGUAUCGACCCGACAGACACGUUCCCCGUCAAAGUACAGAUAAUAACUCCGUCACGAUACGUUUACCAAACACCGGAUGUUCUAACGCAAAUAUUUUCACUGAUGGACGAAAUCCUAUCAAUCUUACUCGACACUGCGAAAUACAAAUUUCACUUAUUUCUGGAAACCGCAAUAUUCAAGCUAUCGCGGUGUGUGUACAAAAAAGAAAACGUACUCGCAUUAGAAUCAAAGACCGCUACCGGCUGCCGUAUCAUAUUAAAUAAACAGGAUUUAUUCGCGCUCCAAAAUUUGGAAUUGUGUAUUUUCGAGACGGUCGCACGGAAAACCGCCAUCAGUCGACCAUCUGUAUUAAAACAAUUCAGUCAGAUUGUUCGUUGUACUGAUGCAGAAAUAACCAAAAUGACAACACCACCAGCACAUAUUAACGGAAUACAAAUGUUUAUAGAAAGUCUUCCAGAAAAUCGUCUCCUUGCCGGAACAUGA
Molecule: messenger RNA, 588 nt
Organism: Cinara cedri
Lineage: Eukaryota; Metazoa; Arthropoda; Insecta; Hemiptera; Aphididae
Source: the annotation of a GenBank genome assembly